UAGUUACAUUUUCUAAACGUCAGCACAUUGACUGUUAAUGUCAUAUACCAUAGUGCGAAAACUUACAUGUUCCGUUAACCAAAUAUUGAUAGAUAAGUCGUAAAACACAUCAUUAUUGUAAAAAUGAGAUCGAUUUGACUUUGCGUUUACCUCAUAGAAGAUAAACAAUUAUAAAAAUGCACUUGAUAUACUUCUGUAUAAGUUUAUUGAUCAGUGUAUCGUCAUUAGCUCGUGGGAGCGAGCUGGACUAUGACGGAUGGUUGCAGUUGAGGUUAUGGCACGCGUUUAACGACGAGCCAGAACCGAUUUACAUAGAACGAGGAAACGUCACGGUUUCCAGCGUACGCAGUGGUGCGUCCGUUGUUGGGCAAAACGGACUUCUACAGCCUCACAUAAAUGAACUGAAAAAUCUUGCCAAAAAUGAUGGCAAGUAUAGACUUAAAGCUGUGGCUCGAACUUCUUCAGGAAACGAGAUAACAUUCCUAACUUCUGUACCCGCGUGUUAUCUUCUUGGUUCUGACCUUGAAGAUGUCAUAACUAUAUGGCUGGACAGUGCAGCAGAGCCAAUAGUUGUGAGCCAAACAUCACCAGGUCCUUGCAGCCUGGAGAGUCCAUUUACAAAUAUGUGGACCACUAAUGUUAUUGUUAAAUACCCAGAUGGUGGACCGGUUCCUGAUACCGCUACAUACAUUCAGAAACUAGUGCGCGAAAGAGAAGCAAGGGAAAGGGGAGAAGCCAAAGACAACAGACCUUAUCUCUCAAGAUAUUGGAUGUACAUUUUCCUUGCUUUCAUCUUUAUUGUUUUGUCGUCUGCAACAAACCCAGAAGCUGGUGGAGCGGCAGGUGGCAGUGCCCAAAGACAGUGAUGCAGAAACUGUGCAGUGUGUCUCUGAGUGUGUUCGUGUGGGAAGAGUUUAUUUAUAAAAAUUUA
Messenger RNA from Colletes gigas, 931 nucleotides. RefSeq names its product ER membrane protein complex subunit 10 (gene EMC10). Lineage: Eukaryota; Metazoa; Arthropoda; Insecta; Hymenoptera; Colletidae. The record is from RefSeq and is a predicted model, not a curated record. The transcript is spliced from 4 exons. Gene Ontology annotation, cellular component: EMC complex. The coding region runs from base 177 to 866 and encodes 229 amino acids.